Molecule: messenger RNA, 1162 nt
Organism: Centruroides sculpturatus (bark scorpion)
Lineage: Eukaryota; Metazoa; Arthropoda; Arachnida; Scorpiones; Buthidae
Product: methyltransferase-like protein 23
Exons: 6
Coding region: 221-907 (228 amino acids)
Cellular component (GO): nucleus; cytoplasm
Source: RefSeq, a predicted model, not a curated record
UUUUAUUAAAAUGAUUUUUAUUAAUUUUUGUGUUUUAUGUUAUUGUGACGUCGAUUACGUAAUGUGGUGACCCGUACUAUGAAAUGUAGGUGAAUCACGUGGUCGGUCGAGAAACACGUUGUUGACAUGGUUCGCGGCACUUUUUUGGUUAUUUAACGACUCGAUAGGGAUAAUAAACGCGAAUAACAUGGCUAGAUGAAAAGGCUAAUAAAUAAGAGAAAUGGACGUGAAUAAAUCUGUGAAAGCUUUUAUCUUUGAUGAUGAUAAUACGGGUGAAACACUUGUCAUGACUGUUUACGAGUACGUUGAUCCUUCUUAUGGGAUGUAUAUUUGGCCGAGUUCACCUGUAUUGGCACAGUAUGUAUGGCAUAACAGAAAUUUCAUCAAAGAUAAAACAGUUUUAGAGAUAGGUGCUGGCACAGCACUUCCAGGACUUACAGCUGCCAAGUGUGGUGCAUGUGUAUACUUGACUGAUAGUGCCUUUUCACCAAAAUGCUUUGAACUGUGCAGAGAUAAUAUUCAAACAAAUGAUUUGAAAGAGAAUGAUAAUCUUAAAAUAUUCAGUUUAACGUGGGGCAUGUUCUGUCCAAACAUUUUAACUUUGAAGCCUGUUGAUAUUAUCUUGGGAUCAGAUUGCUUUUAUGAUCCAGAUGUGUUUGAAGCCAUCCUUGUCACAAUUUCUUUUAUCUUUACAAAAUAUCCAAAAGCAAGAUUUUGGUGUACGUAUCAAGAAAGAAGUGCUGAUUGGACAAUUAGACACUUAUUGAAGAAAUGGAAUUUAUCUUGUCGUGCUAUAUCUUUAGAAUCAUUUGAUGCAGAAGGAGGAAAUAUUGCUGGAUCUAACAUGCCAGGAAGACAUGAAAUUAGAAUGUUUGAAAUAGCAAAAGAACAUCAAGAAUCUGAUUAAAUUGUAAAUUCUUUCAUAUUGAAAAGAAAUUCAAGAUACACUUGUUAAGGAAUCUCCUCAAAUGUCAAUCCAAUUCAAACUGCUUUUAUUGGAGUGAAACUUUUUAGAAAACUUUAUGCUUUUAGGCUAUGUACCCAUCUUCAGGAGUCAAAGAAUCUUUUCCCUCCUUAGUCUGAAUCAUUUGAAAUUUCAAAAAGAUUUUUGUUCCAUGUAAACCGAGUUGGACUUAAAAUCAUUCCAUCAUUAAAAAAAAAA